Oncorhynchus keta (chum salmon) is the source of this 2670-nucleotide messenger RNA. Its product is annotated as proteoglycan 4-like. NCBI's taxonomy places the organism in Eukaryota, Metazoa, Chordata, Actinopteri, Salmoniformes, Salmonidae. The coding region runs from base 1 to 2670 and encodes 889 amino acids. The record is from RefSeq and is a predicted model, not a curated record. The transcript has 4 exons.
AUGACUUCGUCCAGGGGGCGGGCCCUGGCCAACGCUGACAGCUCAUUGGUCGACCUGGGUAACAGCGGAGUAACCAACAGUAACGAUUUCCUGCGAGACAUCUCUCUGAACGUGUCGCCCGAGCGCUCCUGCCACAGGAAACCUCUCUUCUCCUCCACCCCCAGCUCACGUUCCCUCCCUCCUCCUCCUCCCUCCUUCGUCCGUCCACCCAACCUCGCCAGUGACAUCAUCUCUCUGAACACCACCGAGGAGGAGGAGCUCGACGUUCUAGAGGACCCCGUCUCUCUCACAGAGCUGGGCCAGGCAGUGGGACAACCAGAGGUAGGAAACCGUGAAGAGCCGACUCCCCGUGGAUCAACCAGUCUGAGGAGUAACGGGAGCCGGAAUGGAGACUCGGCCAUCCAAGAUGGCGUCGGACGGCAGCCAUUUUGUGUCGGCGACGGUGGGACAGGAUUGGCUGGCCGAGGUAGUGAAGGCGAGGUGUCUGACACGGGGCUGUGUCGUACGGCUAGAGAGAGUGCACAAACUGCACGGCAACACCACAAGUUCACGCCCUGCGUCGACCAGACACGGUCACAUGACAACGGCCGAUCUGUUGACCACGUGCGCUCGGCGACGAGGGGUCAGUCCAUCGACCACUCGGAGAUCUGGGAUCCCUCUAGAGACCGCACAGGGUCAGGGAAUGAAGGGCAGUCUGUAGACCACUCGGAGAUCUGGGAUCCCUCUAGAGACCACACAGGGUCAGUGAAUGAAGGGCAGUCUGGAGACCACUCGGAGAUCUGGGAUCCCUCUAGAGACCACACAGGGUCAGUGAAUGAAGGGCAGUCUGUAGACCGUGCGGUCAACGACAGCGGUCAGUCUCUGGGCCGUAUCGGGUCUGUCAGGCGGACCAGUGAGGAACCUGUCAGGGUGAAGCAGAGACUGAUCACACACUGUGAGGUACAGCUGGGGAGGCUGACCGUAACCCGACCCCACAGAGAGACCAGCCUGACCGUAACUCGACCCCACAGAGAGACCAGCCUGACCGUAACUCGACCCCACAGAGAGACCAGCCUGACCGUAACUCGACCCCACAGAGAGACCAGCCUGACCGUAUCUCGACCACACAGAGAGACCAGCCUGACCGUAACUCGACCCCACAGAGAGACCAGCCUGACCGAAACCCGACCCCACAGAGAGACCAGCCUGACCGUAACUCGACCCCACAGAGAGACCAGCCUGACCGUAACUCGACCCCACAGAGAGACCAGCCUGACCGUAACUCGACCCCACAGAGAGACCAGCCUGACCGAAACCCGACCCCACAGAGAGACCAGCCUGACCGUAACUCGACCCCACAGAGAGACCAGCCUGACCGUAACUCGACCACACAGAGAGACCAGCCUGACCGUAACUCGACCCCACAGAGAGACCAGCCUGACCGUAACUCGACCCCACAGAGAGACCAGCCUGACCGUAACUCGACCCCACAGAGAGACCAGCCUGACCGUAACUCGACCACACAGAGAGACCAGCCUGACCGUAACUCGACCACACAGAGAGACCAGCCUGACCGUAACUCAACCACACAGUCUCGUCCCUAAAGACCACGUUCCCAGGGACAGUCUCGUCCCUAAAGACCACGUUCCCAAGGACAGUCUCGUCCCUAAAGACAACGUUCCCAAGGACAGUCUCGUCCCUAUAGAGCACGUUCCCAAGGACAGUCUCGUCCCUAAAGAGCAAGUUCCCAAGGACAGUCUCGUCCCUAAAGACCACGUUCCCAAGGACAGUCUCGUCCCUAAAGACCACGUUCCCAGGGACAGUCUCGUCCCUAUAGAGCACGUUCCCAAGGACAAAGACAGUCUCGUUCCUAAAGAGCAAGUUCCCAGGGACAGUCUCGUCCCUAAAGACCACGUUCCCAAGGACAAAGACAGUCUCGUUCCUAAAGAGCAAGUUCCCAGGGACAGUCUCGUCCCUAAAGACCACGUUCCCAAGGACAGUCUCGUCCCUAAAGACCACGUUCCCAAGGACAGUCUCGUCCCUAAAGACCACGUUCCCAAGGACAGUCUCGUCCCUAAAGACCACGUUCCAAAGGACAGUCUCGUCCCUAAAGACCACGUUCCAAAGGACAGUCUCGUUCCUAAAGAGCACGUUCCCAAGGACAGUCUCGUUCCUAAAGACCACGUUCCCAAGGACAGUCUCGUUCCUAAAGACCACGUUCCCAGGGACAGUCUCGUUCCUAAAGACCACGUUCCCAGGGACAGUCUCGUUCCUAAAGACCACGUUCCCAAGGACAGUCUCGUUCCUAUAGAGCACGUUCCAAAGGACAGUCUCGUCCCUAUAGACCACGUUCCCAAGGAAAACCACCACAGUACGAAGGUGGGAGGAGCUCCUAAAGAGGGGAGGAGCGUGUCUCGGGAGGGGCCCGCCACCAGUAGGAAGGUGGGAGGAGCUCCUAAAGAGGGGAGGAGCGUGUCUCGGGAGGGGCCCGCCACCAGUAGGAAGGUGGGAGGAGCUCCUAAAGAGGGGAGGAGCGUGUCUCGGCAGGGGCCCGCCACCAGUAGGAAGGUGUGUGUGAGCGGUAUGAGUGUGAGCCGCUGGGGAAGGAGAGACGGGGCUCCCAACAGCAGAGCAGCACCUCCUCCUGGCCGGGCUGGGGACUGCAGUAUUAUAACUGCUGUCAAAAGCUAA